GACAGGCUCUGAGGUGCUGCUGUGGCGGCGGCCGCCGGGCUGAGGCGGGUGGGAGCUGGAGCCGAGCGCGGGCUGAGGGAGGAGGGCGGCGACUGGAGAGCGGCGAGCCGCGUGGGACCCGGAGCCUCUUUCACUUUUCCCUCCCGAGUGCCCCCUCCCACCCCUCCCACUCCACACACACCCUGUUUGCCCGUGAGCCUGGGGAACUUGCAGCUUAAAGCCAGCCACCCCCACGGCAACAUGUACCCCAGCAACAAGAAGAAAAAGGUGUGGAGAGAGGAGAAAGAACGUUUGCUGAAGAUGACCUUAGAGGAGAGACGCAAAGAAUACAUAAGGGACUAUGUUCCACUGAACACCAUCCCAUCGUGGAAGGAGGAGAUGAAGGGCAAGAGCCAAAAUGAUGAAGAAAAUACUCAGGAAACAUCACAGGUGAAGAAGAAUUUGAGUGACAAAGUUUCUCUGUAUAGAGGUGACAUCACAUUGCUAGAGGUGGAUGCCAUAGUCAAUGCGGCAAAUGCCAGUCUUCUUGGAGGAGGAGGUGUGGAUGGAUGUAUUCACAGAGCAGCCGGCCCCUGUUUGCUUGCUGAAUGUCGUAACCUGAACGGCUGUGAAACCGGACAGGCAAAAAUCACAUGUGGCUAUGACCUGCCUGCAAAAUAUGUCAUCCAUACCGUAGGACCAAUAGCCAGAGGCCAUAUUAAUGGUGCCCACAAGGAAGACCUUGCAAAUUGCUAUAGGUCAUCGCUGAAGCUGGCGAAAGAAAAUAACAUCCAAUCAGUCGCAUUUCCCUGCAUCUCAACAGGCAUUUACGGUUUUCCAAAUGAGCCUGCUGCGAUCAUUGCCCUGAGCACCAUUAAGGAAUGGCUGGAGAAGAAUCAGCACGAGGUCAGUCGGAUCAUCUUCUGUGUCUUCCUAGAAGUCGACUUCAAAAUCUACAAAAAGAAAAUGAGCGAGUUUUUCCCUACAGAUGAUAAUGAAGAAGAAGACGUGGACAUGAAGGAAGAUUCAGAGGGGCUAGAGCCAAAAGACCUCUCUCCACCCCACAAGAAGAGCAAAGCCAAGAAGCCAGAAUGCCCCAAAGACUCUAAUGAGGAUGAGAACGGUCCAGAGGAAAAGCAAAGCAUGGACGAGAUGGAAGGGCAGAGCCAAGAAGCAGACGAUGCCAGCACUGCUCCUGUGCCCAGCCCUUCUUCAGAAGAGGCAGCUGAAGUCUGCAAAGAUGAAGAUUCUGCAAAGGAUGACAAUACUACAAAAGACACUGAAGUAAUGGAUCAUUCUGUGUGUAACCAAGAUCAUCCUGAUGGACAAGAGAAUGAUUCAACGAAGAAUGAAAUAAAAAUUGAAGCAGAGUCCCAGAGCUCACAUAUGGAAACAGAAGAGUUUUCAUCAAACCAAGAAGACACCACGAUUGUGGAGCAACCACAAGUGAUUCCACUAACAGAUGACCAAGAAGAAAAAGAAGGUGAAAAAGCUCAAGGCGAGGACGCACCAAGAGUUCCUAUGAGCAGCGAAGGCUCUGGCGACACAGAAAACUCUGCAAAUCCUGACGUUGAAAUGAAUAGUCAGGAUGACAGUGUAAAUGACCCAACAGAGAGUCAGCAAGAAGAUUAACUAACAG
This is a messenger RNA of Camelus dromedarius (Arabian camel), 1618 nucleotides long. RefSeq names its product mono-ADP ribosylhydrolase 2 (gene MACROD2). The record is from RefSeq and is a predicted model, not a curated record. The coding region runs from base 241 to 1611 and encodes 456 amino acids. The transcript is spliced from 18 exons. Lineage: Eukaryota; Metazoa; Chordata; Mammalia; Artiodactyla; Camelidae.